This is a messenger RNA of Beta vulgaris subsp. vulgaris (sugar beet), 3619 nucleotides long. RefSeq names its product exocyst complex component EXO70A1. Gene Ontology annotation, cellular component: exocyst. Gene Ontology annotation, molecular function: phosphatidylinositol-4,5-bisphosphate binding. The transcript has a single exon. Bases 1580 to 3535 code for a protein of 651 amino acids. The record is from RefSeq and is a predicted model, not a curated record. Gene Ontology annotation, biological process: exocytosis. NCBI's taxonomy places the organism in Eukaryota, Viridiplantae, Streptophyta, Magnoliopsida, Caryophyllales, Amaranthaceae.
CUUUGUGUUGCAGAUCACCGUGAGAGACAUCAUUUGGCCUCAUCUCACAGUAAAUUUUGAAACUUUUUUUUACCGAAAAGUUGUUCAUUUGAGGUUGUACCCCUUUCUCACGAUUAAAGCAACAAUUAUUUUGUUGUGCCGAAAUUAAAAUCAGGUUUGAUGCUGGAUUUUUUUUCACGUUGUCAAUAUGUGAUGUAUAUGAAUUUGAGCCCAAGAUGCAUCUGCUACUUAGUACUUACCCGUUUCCGUGGAAUGAUGGAUCAUACAUCAUGCAUGAAUAUUCAUAUUGGGCAAUUUUUUUUAUAUCAUUUUUAAUGUUUAUGGAAUAUAUAGGAGCAAUUAGGUAUUCAGUGACCAUUUUUAGGAAAUCUGGACUGAAAAUGGAGUUUUUUGCGGGGUAUACCAGAGUAACAGGGCAUUUUGUGGGGAUAUAUCUUACUAACUUUAUUUGUGUAGGGAUAUAGCAACCUAAAUUUAAGUUUUGUUAAAAGGUAUCAAAAAUAUUAUUUCCGUCAAGAAAGUCAAAUUUUCGGACUGACUUGGUAGGAACUCGGAGAGAGACAAAGUGAUAGUGAGGAAGUUGGAGGGUAAUGAUUGUAAUAGAAGCAAUUGAAUAUCACACAUUAUGAAAAGAGUAAUUAAGUAAGUCAAAGAUCGAAAAUUUGACUUUCUCGCUAGAAAUAGUAUUAUGGGUACUUUUAAAUAAUACUUAAAUUUAGGUUGGUAUAUCCCCACAAAGAAAAACUUGAAAAAAUAUGGUGAAAUUGAAUUAUGAAAUUCAAUAAUUGUGCAUGGUUUAACCUAUUUUCUCCUCUCACCACUAAAAAAAUGUACGAAUUUGCGCAAUGAGGAUAUUAAGCGGGAAAAUAAAGGAAUUAAUGACAAAUUUUAAGACCCUGAGCACAUAGAUUUAGAAAACUACGAAUUUGUUGCUGCUGCUUUGAUCAUCUUCCAGUGGUUGGGGGUACCGUCCUGCUGCAAUGCGUGGCUCCAAAAAAUUGGUGCAUCAGUUUUACUGCCAUGCUAGAGACAAAAGCAAAGAACAAAACCAAUUAGUCAAAAUAACUUGCCAUAAAAGUAUAGUCAAAACUCAAAAUCUUUUAUAUUACUUGUAGUUAUGUUAUAGUUUAGGUAUUAUCCAUGAAACUUGAUAUUUUAUCCAAAAUCAUCAUCAUACUGUACUUGUGCAAGUCCUUAUUCAAGAUUUGCUGAUAACAUCAUAAGUAAAUCUUACAAGUCUUCUGAUUCUUUAAUUUCUUUUGCGAUUUUCACAAAACUGAAGUAAAUGGGUUGGUUGAAGUUGAGUGAAAAACUUGCCCUAAAAGCAAGGACUUGUUUGUUAAGAAUCUGUUGGUAAUUCCCCUCUUAUUCUGACUUACUAUUUGGUAAUGUUUGGUGAAGAUAGUAGAUACUGAUUUCUCAACUCCCAGCUUCAAGGACAACUUAGUUAAUUAAUGAUCAAUUAACUUGGAGUUUUGCUUAUAUGUAUGCAUAUAUUUUAAAAGUCAUUAGCUUAACUCAAAAACAUCGGUUUUUAUGGUUUCUUUGCUGAUUACUACAGGCAGUGGCUGCCAGUAACAUGGACAAGCUCUUAGCUGCACGACAGUGCCUAAGAGACAGUCUUGAGAAAUCAAAAUCUGUAGCCUCUCACAUUGAUGAAACUAAGUCAACAUUACAAAAAAUAAACAAAAACUUGCCGUUGUUAUCAACUGAGCUUCGCUCUACUUACACCAGAAAAUCAACCCUUUGUGCGAUAAGAGAGCAUGCCGACAGAGCCUUUGGACCCGUAGCAGCAGUUCUGAAGAUAUAUGAUUCUGUCCGUGGGCUUGAGUUGUCACUAAUGGCUGGGCCUACUGGUGGUGAUAUUGUAGGUUACUUGUCAGUAGUGAAGCAACUUGAAGAGGCGUUGGUGUUUUUGUCUGACAAUUGUGGGUUAGCAGUGCAGUGGAUGGAGGAUAUGGUGAAGCUCUUAGACGAAAAUGUAAUGGCUGAUGAUAAGUACAUAUUAAAUGUGAAGAAAUCCUUGAGGAUUCUCUUGGAGAUGAAGGCUAUGGAGGCUCAUGCUAGGCUCAACGGAGGACUUCUAACUGAGUCAUUGAACAAAGUAGAGCUCGGGUUCAGGCAGCUGGUCAAGGAUAAUCCUCGUAACUCCCAAGUUCAAACCAUCAUUGAGAGGUUAAAAGCUAAUGAUAGGCUUGAGAAUUGCAUGACUAUCUUUGUAGAUGCGAGGAGCUCAAAUGCACGGGCAGCUUUACAAGAGCUUAAUUUGAGCUACCUUGAAAUAGAAAUUUCUGAAUCAGAUUCUAUACAGAAAUUUGAAGAGCAUACAAUUCAAUGGGGGAAGCAUAUGGAAUUUGCUGUGAAACAUAUACUUCAACCAGAGUGCGAGCUCUGCAAGAGCGUUUUUGAGAAGUUUGGCUUGGAGAGUUCUCUUGGAUGCUUUGCGAAAAUCACAGCUCAAUCAGGGUUCUUAGAACUUCUUGGAUUUGGUACUAGAGUUACUGAGGCCAAAAAAGAUGCAAUUAAGCUUCUGAAGUUGCUAGACAUAUUUGCAAUCUUGGACAACCUUAGGGUAGACUUCAACACACUCUUUGGCUCAAAAGCAUGCCUGGAGAUCCAACAUCUUACGAGAGACCUCAUCAAACGGGUAGUUGAUGGAGCGUGUGAGAUAUUCAAGGAACUAUCCCUUCAAGUAGAGGUUCAAAGGUACAACAUGAUGCCCCCAUCAGAUGGUAGUGUGCCUCGGUUGGUGACCUUUGUCACUAAUUACUGUCUCAUGCUCCUUAAGGACGAAUACAGGCUGAAGCUCUCACAAGUCCUCUCAAUUCAUCAAAUUUGGCAUACGAAAAAAACCCACAAGGGGAUUCUAAGAGAAGAAUUCCGAAACAUACUCAAUUCCUUGGAAGUUAACUUAGAGACAUGGUCAAAGACCUUUGAGGACACUGCCUUGUCCUACUUUUUUCUGAUGAACAAUUACAUACACCUGUAUGAAUUCUUGCAGGGAACAGUUUUUGGCGAUGUCAUGGGAGAAAAGUUGCUAAGCGGGUAUAAGCAAAAGAUACGAAACUAUGCUGAAUCUUACUUAAAAAAUAGCUGGGGAAAGCUUCCGACAAUUCUAAGUGAAGAUGACUUAAUAUUAUUCUCCCCUGGAAGAACAAGUACUCAAGAAUUGGUGAAGAAAAGACUUCGAGAAUUCAAUGACACAUUUGAAGAAAUUUAUAAGAAUCAAUCUGAGUGGGUGGUGACGGAUAAUGCAUUGAGAGAGAAGGCAUGCCAACUUAUAGUUCAUGCAGUUAUUCCUACUUAUCGGUCUUAUAUUCACAACUACAGUUACUUGGUGGAGUAUGGUUCUAGUCCCAGUAAAUAUGUUAAGUACUCUGCAUCAAGCUUGGAAGCUAUGCUUAACUCUUUGUUCUUAUUCCAGCCUAAUAUAACCAAAUUUGCGCGUAGCAACAGCUCUAAAUCCAAUCAUUUGAUGGGUAAACUUAGAAAUGUUGUUGCUAAUCAGUUUCGUGUUGUUCCGAUCACUACAUGAACUGUUGUAUAUAUUUAGCUCUUCUGUUUCCUGUUUCCUGUUGUACAUCAAAGACUGAAAUGCAUUUCUCUGAGUUUGUAAUUA